GGGUCCCACGCUGUUUCCCCCAAAAGCUCUUCACUCACUCACUCCCCCUCCCAAUAUAUAAACAGAGCCGCCAAUCCCAAAAUCCCCCAUCAUUCACAAAAAUUCGAAAGAAUCCCAAUCCUAACUACUCCUUAACAAAUAUCUGCGACGGCUUCAUCGUUUCCACUCCAGUUUACAAUUUUUUUUAACGUAAUUUGGAAAAUCCGAAACAAGUUUUAAAUUUGUUUUGGCAACUAUGGUGAAGCCGGAGACUGCAGGGAAGCCGGGCGAGAGAUCAUCGAGCGACGAGUUGAGGUACAAGGGCGUGAGGAAGAGGAAGUGGGGCAAGUACGUCUCCGAGAUCCGUCUGCCCAACUGCCGCCAGCGGAUCUGGCUCGGCUCCUACGACUCCGCCGAGAAGGCCGCCAGGGCCUUCGACGCCGCCCUCUUCUGCCUCCGCGGCCCCUCCGCCAGCUUCAACUUCCCCGACAACCCGCCCCAGAUUUCCGGCGGGAGGUCCCUCACACCUUCCGAAAUCCAAGCCGAAGCCGCCCGGUACGCGAAUUCCGGUCCCUCCCAGAGCAGGGGCACGGAUCGCUCGCUGUCCACGUCAUCAUCAUCGUCAUCGUCCGAAAUACACGUGGAGUCUCCAUCGCCGUCGGUUUCGGAUGGGGUGGCCCAGAUGGGCAACGAAACGGAAACGCCGCUUGACGGGUCGUUUCUGGAUCUAUUUUCGACCAUGGGCAGCGCCGAGAAUGUUACUGUACCCGGGACGUCGUUUGAUAUUUACCCGGAUUAUGAUGAUUUCUCCACUGACUUUUUCGUGCCGCCAAUGCCUCCUAAUGUGGAUUACGGUGGUGAAGAAAAUAAUUGUGAUGCCAAUUUCUCACAAAAUUCAUCGUACCUUUGGAACUUCUAAUUUAAAAAAAAAGAAAAAAAAAAGAAAGAAAGUUGGCCAAUAGGUUAAAAUUCGAUGGUGCCUGUCUGUCAGGGAUUCUUGAAAUUUUUUAGUUGUUUGGAUAGCUGACAUUCUUUCAUACAUCAUCAUAGGACAAAAUCUUCGAGAAGCUAGGAGAGCAUGGAUUGACCAGUUUUUUUAAUGGUCUAUCCUCUUUUCUUUUUUAUUACAUAUAUAUAUAUAUAUAUAUAUAUAUAUAUAUACAACACUCGGGUAUUUGACUUUUCAUGGAGGUACAAAAUAAAGUUCAAUUGUCAACCAGACGUGGGACAAACAAAUGUAUUUCGUCUUUGUAAUUUUUGUGGAUUCUUUGCUUCAUUUAGUGGAAUAAUUGUUAUUUUGAUCUUGAA
Messenger RNA from Rhododendron vialii, 1287 nucleotides. Its product is annotated as ethylene-responsive transcription factor ERF017. Lineage: Eukaryota; Viridiplantae; Streptophyta; Magnoliopsida; Ericales; Ericaceae. The record is from RefSeq and is a predicted model, not a curated record. The coding region runs from base 236 to 898 and encodes 220 amino acids. The transcript has a single exon. Gene Ontology annotation, biological process: regulation of DNA-templated transcription. Gene Ontology annotation, molecular function: DNA-binding transcription factor activity; DNA binding.